GCAAAGGUAUGGAGCCAAUCCUUCGAAUGCGGGUAAGGAGCAUUACUCAACUGCAUAUCCCUUUCUCUCUCUCUGUCUUUGUCUCUCUCUUUCUCUCUCCUUGUUUUCCAGGACCUACCCUUCAAUCUUCUUCAUUCAGGUGAAUUUGGCUGUCGUGAGGAGCUGUUCCUGUUGGAGAGAUUGGAGUUUCCGGCGUGAGGCCGAUUUCUCCGGAGGCCUCAUCUGCAAAUGGAUCCAUUAGCUGACGCCGGCUUGGCCGAAGGAGGGUCGUCCCCACCGCCUCCUCUCUUUUCCGAUUCAUCGUCGUACUCCCCCCCGCCGCCCCCUUCAUCCGACUCCACGUCGUCAUCCCCGCCGCCGCCGCCUUCAUCCGACUAUGGAUCAUCGUCCUCGUCACCUCCACCCGAUGGAUCUUCUCCGUCUGGCGAUUCAGGCUCUCCGGGACCAUCGGGGUCGCCCGGCUCUCACUCAUCCGAUCGGUCAUCUGGCUCGCACAAGAAGUCGUCGUCGUCGUCAUCCGGAGGAUCUUUGAACAGCUCGGAUGUUGCCGGGUUAGUUGGUGCCGGGAUCGUGAUCCUCGCCCUCAUCGUUGCCUGCAUAAUCUGCAUCACCCGACGGAGAAAGAAAACCAAGCAACGACAACAAUACGCAAAAUCGAAGAGCGGGCACCCCCGAGGCGGCGACAAACACAGAAACCCGCAAAUGGACCACGUCGUUAGGAUCAAUCAAGGAACCCCCGGCGGCGGUGGAUGGGGAAUGCCGCCGCCUGCAGGGCCGAGCAGCAGUGAGUUUAGCGAGUUCGGGUACCAACCGAGCCCGCUGAGAAUGGGCGGCUACAGCGGCAAGAGCCAGUUCACGUACGAGGAUCUAGCGGCGGCGACCGAAGGAUUCUCCGAAGCUCAUGUAUUAGGACAAGGUGGGUUUGGUUUCGUGCACAAAGGCGUUUUGCCGGACGGACGAUCCAUCGCAGUCAAGAGCCUCAAGGCCGGGAGCGGGCAGGGCGAACGAGAAUUCCAGGCCGAAGUCGAAAUCAUUAGCCGCGUGCAUCAUCGCCAUCUCGUGUCCCUCGUCGGGUACUGCAUUUCGAGCGACAAGAGAAUGCUCGUCUACGAAUUCGUCCCGAACAAGACACUCGAAUUUCAUCUCCAUGGAAAAAGCCUGCCGGCCAUGGAUUGGGCGACUCGGCUUCGCAUUGCUCUCGGAUCCGCUAAGGGACUUGCUUACCUACACGAAGAUUGUCAUCCUCGGAUCAUCCAUCGCGACAUCAAAUCGGCGAAUAUUCUUCUCGACAACAACUUCGAAGCCAUGGUUGCGGAUUUCGGACUGGCUAAGCUAAAUUCUGACAACUUCACUCACGUCUCGACCCGCGUUAUGGGAACAUUUGGGUAUUUGGCUCCGGAGUACGCCGCCAGCGGCAAGCUAACGGAGAAAUCUGACGUUUUCUCGUUCGGAGUCAUGUUGGUUGAGAUAAUCGCCGGUCGUAGGCCGGUUGAUCCAACGAACAGAACGAUGGACGACAGCUUAGUCGAUUGGGCUCGACCGCUCAUGGCGAGAGCGCUUGAGGACAGUGACUACAGCAAGCUGGUCGAUCCUCGGCUCGGAGAAAAUUACGUCCCGCAAGAGAUGAGACGUAUGGUUGCCUGCGCUAAUUCUGCGAUUCGGCAUUCUGCUCGACGGCGCCCUCGGAUGAGCCAAAUCGUGCGCGCUCUGGACGGAGGAUCGUUGGACGACUUGAACGAGACGACGAAGGCUGCCGCCAAUCAGAGCCCGUCGACGAUGCCGGACGCGCACGCAGACGUUUACGACACGCGUGCGUACAACGCGGACAUUAUGAAGUUCAGGAAGAUGGUGAUCUCGAGCCAGGACGACGAUUUCAGCAGCGAAUACGGCAGCGAUAAGACGUCGAAGCCGUGAUUACCAUUUAUGCGGAUGUGGUGCCCGGAAGGACAGCUGGCGUGCGACGACGACAACGACGACGGGUACGAGGAUGAUCGGGAUCUCGGAAUUGGUUUGUUUAGGAACAGAGUUUAUGGAUGUCGUCAUCGUCUUUUGCUUUCGUUCCAUUCCUAUGGUCGAAUCGAACUGUGCAUCAAUCUGGAUUCGAAACAGCCGUACUGUUAUUUGAGUGCUUGUAAUAAUUUGUUUGGUAUGUUGUUCUUCUUCUUCUUGCUGUUGAAUCGAAGAAUUGGUGUGCUCCAACAAUAGAGUAAAUGUGCCUCUCAACGUUAA
Andrographis paniculata is the source of this 2229-nucleotide messenger RNA. Its product is annotated as proline-rich receptor-like protein kinase PERK4. Gene Ontology annotation, molecular function: protein kinase activity; ATP binding. NCBI's taxonomy places the organism in Eukaryota, Viridiplantae, Streptophyta, Magnoliopsida, Lamiales, Acanthaceae. Gene Ontology annotation, biological process: protein phosphorylation. The transcript has 9 exons. The record is from RefSeq and is a predicted model, not a curated record. The coding region runs from base 229 to 1914 and encodes 561 amino acids.